AUGAACGCCUUCAACUUCCUUUGCGCCUUUGGCCUCUUGGCUACUCUUCAGGUGACCCGGGCAACAUUCUUCGACUCUUCGGAGGAGGAGAUCGUGAACAAGCACAAUGCUCUGAGGAGAGGUGUUCAGCCCACUGCCAGCAACAUGCUGAAAAUGAGCUGGAGCAACCAGGCUGCAGCCAACGCUCAGGCGUGGGCCAACGGCUGCUCCAUGAAACACAGCCCUAAAAGCUCCAGGACGAUCAGCACUAGUGGCUGUGGAGAGAACCUGUACAUGUCCGGCAACAAGGCCUCGUGGAGUGACGCCAUCCAGUACUGGUACGACGAGGUGAAGGACUAUCGCUACGGAGUGGGAGCAAUCAACUCAGGAGCGAUCGGACAUUACACACAGGUUGUGUGGUACAGGUCCAACGAGAUCGGCUGCGCUAUGGCAUACUGCCCCAACUCUCAAUACAAGUACUUCUACGUGUGCCAGUACUGCCCACCGGGGAACUACCAGUACACUCACCCCUACAAAUCAGGACCCUCCUGCGGUGACUGCCCCAACGCCUGCGACAACAAACUGUGCACCAACCCCUGUCCCUACACUGAUAAGUACAAUAACUGCCCGGACCUGAAGAAGCAGUUCGGCUGCAACCACAAGGACGUGGCCGCUUGGUGUCCCGCUUCCUGCAAGUGCACCUCUCAAAUCAUUUAA
Molecule: messenger RNA, 696 nt
Organism: Pleuronectes platessa (European plaice)
Lineage: Eukaryota; Metazoa; Chordata; Actinopteri; Pleuronectiformes; Pleuronectidae
Product: cysteine-rich venom protein-like
Exons: 8
Coding region: 1-696 (231 amino acids)
Cellular component (GO): extracellular region
Source: RefSeq, a predicted model, not a curated record